AUGAGCGUCGAAACCCACCAACCGACGCCACUAGACCCUAUAUCUGAAUUCCGCGUAUGGCAAGCCCUAACGGUAUUCUACACAGCGCUUCUAAACCGCCAAAUCCGCCGCCGCUGGACCCUCGAAAAGCAAUGCAUGGAGAACAAACCUCUCUCCGAAUGGUUCCGGCCAUUGAUAUUUCUCGAAAGCACUCCGACGCUGCGAAAGCCUUGUGGAAUCGACUGCGUCUGCAAAUCCAAAUCCACCUCUGCUAGUAAAAGCAAAUCUACCACCACAAGCAAGAGCAGCAGCAAACGCAAAAGCAAACGCCGCUGCCUAACAACAGCCGCCGUCCGCGAGAGGGCGAUCCUCCUCCGCGCACGCGUGGAAAAAGGCAAGGAACUCGCAUCUGAGAUCGAGCGACGCAUGCAACGCGUGCCGGCCGUGCGCUUCCCGACACAUUUCUGUCAUACGUGUGUGCAGGAUGGGGAGAGUGUUGAGGUUCUGUUGACGACUUGUGGACAUCGGGUUUGCAGGACUUGUCUUGAGUUUGGGGUUGAUGAGCAGGGGGUUUAUUGUUGUAGUAUUUGUUUUGUGGUUACGGGGUUUGUGGCUCCCAGGGGGCGUGGGAUUGAGAGGGGACUGUCGGAGGGGAGUAUGAAGACUCCGAAGGAGGUUGGGAUGGGGAUUAAGAGGGAGGAAGGGGCUAGGUCUGUUUAG
Penicillium bovifimosum is the source of this 699-nucleotide messenger RNA. RefSeq lists its product as uncharacterized. The record is from RefSeq and is a predicted model, not a curated record. NCBI's taxonomy places the organism in Eukaryota, Fungi, Ascomycota, Eurotiomycetes, Eurotiales, Aspergillaceae. The coding region runs from base 1 to 699 and encodes 232 amino acids. The transcript has a single exon.